Molecule: messenger RNA, 3509 nt
Organism: Macrobrachium nipponense
Lineage: Eukaryota; Metazoa; Arthropoda; Malacostraca; Decapoda; Palaemonidae
Exons: 6
Coding region: 443-1402 (319 amino acids)
Molecular function (GO): acyltransferase activity, transferring groups other than amino-acyl groups
Source: RefSeq, a predicted model, not a curated record
GUUCUGUCCGUCUGACCUCUUUGUAUUGUAUCGGCCUCGCUGUUACCCAAACCCCUCUCGCUGUAGUCCCGUGGCAUACAAGCAUAUACUACAAGCGCUCGUGGGGAAUGUGAAAGGAGUGUUCGAAGAUAACGAGCUUUCGCCAGUUUUCCAGGACAAUAUCACAGUAGACUACCCAGCCACCUUCGCGUUCUUCUGCAUCACCGGUAUGCCUGUUCACCUGGCAAAAUUUGCUGGGCACUGUUCGAUCGUUAGGCGAGAACGCUGCUUAAACUAGUCAUUUGGUAAUGAAUACUGUGAUUAUUGUUCAUUAGUCACAUACGGUGAAGUGUCUCAGUUUUAGGACAUGAAGAGAUUUCCUAUGAAAAACAGCUGGCCUGGAUUAACCUCAAAUGAAGAUUAUCUUCAGAUGUAAUGAUCAUACGCAGUGAGCGAAGGAACAAUGGAGAACAUCGGGGUCAGCCUCAAAGAAGCGAAGACAUCGGAAGACUUCGACAAAGUCCAGAAAAGGCUGGAGAUGUAUUUGCCAGAAUCUUAUUUCAUCUACGGGUACCUGCUGGCUCGAAAAGCAUAUAAGAUCAGCGAAAAAGACGCAGAGAAACAAAUUUUCUUUUCUCCUCAAUCAACCCUUGUUGUCGCCAUCCCAGGACUUUCACAGGUUGUCCAGAGUCUGUCUGUGUUCUGGGACGUUUCCCAAGAUGACGAAAGUCUGAUUGCCAACCAGCUCAAAAGUAUUUCUACAAUCGACUGGACGCAGCCCAUUUUCAUCUACGCGGCUCCACUGGCUUUACUGGAAAAGCUGCAAACGCUUGCGCUAAGAGGCAUUCUUGGAGACGGCUACCUGACGCCUCACACAUCAUUCCUUGGUCAUCUCUAUUCGUUGACUUCGCAACCAAAACUUGAACCAAGGCUCCCAGAAGGAUUCGAACUCAGAGGGCUCAGAGAGGAGCACUGUGGGAUUAUGCACGACCACUGGGACUACAACUUCAGCGAGACCGCAGACGCUUACAGAGGUUUUCUUAGAGCUCUCCCUGGCCUGGGCGUCUUCCAGACAAGUGACGAACAUCAGCGAACUCGAGGUGGCCAACAUUCGUCACAGGGAGGCAACUCGUUGGACUCACCGGUUGCUUGGUCACACAUUUCCCCUUUCAAUGUGUUGACAAAUACUUACACCUUGCCCGAAUACCGCGGUAAAAAAUUGGCGCUCGCUGUUACCCUAGCCUUGGCUAAAACUUCCAUUCAAGAAACAGGUUUUGCAGCAGCCAGUAUAUCCGAUGACAAUUAUCCUUCAAUCAAGUUGCAUGAAAGCGCGGGGUUCACAAGACAACAUCCUCUUGGGUACCAGUAUUUUAAAAGUUCCCUCGGCACCUGCGUCUUCGAUGGUCUAAAGCCAUUUGCUUGAGAGACAGUUGUGGACACGUAAAGUUUCAACGUAAAAAAUUCUCAUUCACUUCGGUACAUUUUAGAUGGCUUUAUAGGCAUGAAGAGGUAUCAGUGCCGUGGAACCUACAUGUAAUAUUGCCAAAUUUUAUGCUCCUAAACACCGCUAUAACUAGAAUAAUUUUCUUCAUAACAAGCUAAUUUCACUCAUUACUCAUUACUAAGUUUAUAUUGUAAACAUAUUAUCAGAACAAGGUACUGGUCUCUGUUGAAAGCGUUAUUUUGAAUGCAUGAGAUAUGCGUAAUAUUUCAAUCUCCUGAAAACUCGCGUUUCAGCAGAACCCCGUAAUCCCAACUUUCCUGUAUAUCUCAUUGGGCGUUAAAUAAUUUGGUUUUAAAAGGAAAAUUGUUUUUAUAGAUUAAACGCUUUAAAGUGAAAAAAUAAAUUGUCAAGACAAAUUGCAGACAAGAUCUGCCAUGCCUUAACUUUAAGAUUCUAUUCGAGUCUGUCUUCAUUCUGCCACUUACUACAACUAAUCCUAUACCUUCAUACUUCAAAGUUCCUUUUUACUUCCAAACAUUGCCUCUCACUCUUUCUUGACAACUUCAUGCAUCUGCUGUUGUACUUCUACAUGAUCUUCCGGUCGUAGAGGUGCACUUUCAAAAUUACCUGAUCCAAAAACCACUUAGGUUUAUUAGCACGGUAGUGACAUAUGAGGUUCCCCUUUUCUAUUCUUAUCUACACCUGAAUAAUUGUAAUCAUAGCAAGUUCAGUGAUUCCAUCCUUGAAUUUUAAACCAUACUUUAAUAUUCACUUUUUUUCUAGGGACAUUCACAUAAUAUUUGCAUUCCUAUUCUAAACGUUUUACCGUCAACAAUCUACUUUCCUUUUUCAUUUUUUACUUUAAAAACCUGUUGAUAAAAUUCAUCUUAAUUCAUUCUACUACCCACUACCACAUUCUUAUGUGUUUUAACUGUAAUCUAGCAAAACUUUCUUCAGCAAUUUCUCCUCCCCAGAAAAACUUGGGAAUUAGCACCGAAAGAUGCCCUCCUCUCCUCAGCACAUUUUUUCAUAACUCUUCACUCUAGUUAAAUGUAGGCCUUACAAACCUGUCACUUUCAGCAACCUUGUCUUUAAAGCACCCACGGCAACCACAUCUAUUACUGGAUAUCCUAAUUAAAAUUCGAAUGACUGAAAUUCCGCGAUAUGUUUUAAAACCGAGCCAGGGAUGGGAACAGGUCUUGUUAGCUGAGCUGCCGUGUAUGAGUUGAAAGGUAAAAUUCUCUUGUGGCAGUGACUACUGCCCGACAAAGUGGAGAAAGACUGGCAUAUGUGAUGACCGCUCACUUGUAUCUGCUUGAAACGAACAGGAUUGAUCUCUCCCAACAUUCGUAUGUAAGUAAACAUAGUUAUAUAUAAAAUGUGUAAAAUACAUUAUAUAUUUUUGCCUAUACAACCAUCCAAGUCGUGACCUGAGCAAGACUAUUUUAUACUUUGUUAGAACUCUCUCUCUCUCUCUCUCUCUCUCUCUCUCUCUCUCUCUCUCUCUCUCUCUCUCUCUCUCUAUCCUUCCUCUUGAGCUACCCGGGUAGAAUAUCUAUCUUUAAAAGGAAUUACAGCCGUGCUAAAGUUUAGCACACUGCCAUUUCUUUUUAUGCUUCCUUUUUACGAAUUUUUAUUCAGUAAUAACUAUUAUUUUAAAUAACCCUCUUCUGCGAUGUCAUUCUCUAUCAUCGCUUCAUUUGAUACAUCAAUUUGGACUUUUUAUGUUCCAACACACUAAUGAACCAUUUAUUCUUUAAAGCGUUGAAUACCUGCAACAAAUACAAAGUUUUUCACGUCUGGAAAUUUUAAAACUUUCGGGUUUCCUGAUUUUCUUACAAUUGCCCUAAAAACAUUGACAAAACUGAACAUUUGAUAUCCGGUUAUCUUUUUAUUACAGUUUUAUAUUUCCUUGUUUUUUACCUCUUUGAAAAAAAACGGUGUUUCAUUAAUUUAAAUGUCAAGUCUGGUUUACAAAGUUUCUUAUGGCAUACUCUUCCAUAUCACAAAAAAUACCAUUCAAUGUACCGCUCAGUUCUGGAAUGAAACAACGAUGUAUUUUAAUUAAAUUCCCGUCUUCUAACCA